Messenger RNA from Symbiodinium sp. CCMP2592, 7863 nucleotides. The record is from the annotation of a GenBank genome assembly. Lineage: Eukaryota; Dinophyceae; Suessiales; Symbiodiniaceae.
AUGGCGUUCUCGGGUGCUGGAGCAAGUAAUCCUACCUCCUAUUACAGCAACGCUCCUGCUACGGAUCAGAGUGAUCAGACUGCUCGGGCUCAGGAUCAAGGUGACGGAAGGGUUUGGGAUGAUUCUUCUUGGAACCGGGGUGAUCAAUGGGCUUGGCAGGGAUGGUAUAGACCAUACGGCUACCGCUAUCACUGGUCUUGGGGUUCAAAGGCCGAGUGGAGUACAGACGGUGGAGAUUUCUCCAGUGGAUCACCGGGCGAGGGUGAUGAUGAUCAGGGCUCAGGUGGGCGCCAAGAUGAGCAUCCAUCGCAUGAGCUCCGCAGUUCCGAGGGCGAGAAUGCGGGUUACAAUCGGAGGGCUUCUUGGAAUUCUUCCGGGAAGUGGGCUGGAGACUCAUCGACAGGGAUCUCUAAUUCACAUGAUGAUGGGAACCUGGGGUCCGAGGCCACAGCUACGAAGGGCUCUUUCAACGAGAGGAUGGCAGUUCCGGGAUUCGAUGCUCAGAGUUCUGGGGAGGAGCUUGGCAUGAGCGCUAGGUCUUAUCUUCGCCAGGUGGACGCAUGGUGCAAGGUAACGAGGACACCCAAACAUCAGCAAGCCCUUCUACUCUAUCAGAACCUCUCGGGAAGGGCAUGGGUUGAAUCAGAGGAAUUGAGCGUUGAGGAUCUCUCGGGCAACAACGGUGUAUCAAUCUUUCGAGCUUGGAUUCAAGAAAGGUAUCAGGAAGUCGAAGUGUCAAAGAUUGCGGAAAGCCUUACUGCAUUCUUUAAGCGGCUUCGUCGUCAAUCUGGGCAAACCAUCAGGGAAUUCAACUCGGCUUUCGAUAGGAGUCACUCCCGACUCCUAGAAAUCGACUGCCGCCUCCCAGAGGUGGCAAAGGCAUGGGCCUAUCUCAACGCGCUUAGCCUGAGCAGUUCAGAGGAAUUGGCUUUGCUGGCUUCGGUAGGGAAUGAGUACAAUGUGACAAAGUUGCAGCGCGCAGCAGUGUUGCAUGAAAGGUCCCUACGCCCUCCUUGGCAACCCCGGAAAGGGCCUUAUCAGGACAUUGGCGGUAAAGGGCAGAAGGGGGUCAAGGCUUCCUAUAUGACUGGGGUCGAUGAGGUUGAUGAGGAUGAAGAGGUUUACCAGGGGGCAGAUGACGAGGUGCUUGCAGAGGAAGAAGCCGUUGCGAUGCACGAGGCGUAUGUAGCUCAGGAGACCGCAAAAGCCAGAUAUCGUGAGGUCUCCAAAGCACGGGGUGUGGAUCCUAGUGUGCUGCGGAAGGGUGUCAGUGAGAAUCCGGGGAAAUCCAACAUCGAGGAGCGCCUUGCACAGGCGAAGGCACGAUCGUUCUGCGCCGGGUGCGGCAGGCGAGGACACUGGCACAAGGACAGCACAUGUCCUCUCAACAAACCGGAGAACCAGCAGCUCGGCAACAAGGGGAAUGUCCCUAAGUCCGGCGGGGAUCAACAGGCCCAUGUGACAUCCUCCAGCGGUGAUGGGAGCGGAUCGGUUGUUCAGGUUGCUUACGAGGUCGGGUACCCGAGUGGCAACAAACUGUAUGCAAUCACGGACACCGCUUGCAGUAAGUCGGUUAUGGGUCAAGGAUGGCUUGAAUCCUACUUGAAACUGGCGAGGAACGCGGGCCUGGAAACCCAGUUUGUGAACGCCUCGGACGAUUUCAGGUUUGGUGCUUCGAAACUCUUCCGAGCUACAUACACAGCAACCAUCUUGAUCGAGGUUGGCGGUAAACCGUUUGCGGUCAGGGCUUCGGUGGUCGAGGGUGAGGUUCCGCUCCUUCUCAGUCGGAAGGUCCUGAGUGUUUUGGGCAUGGUGUACGAUGUCGAUGAGAACACGGCACGGUUCAAGCACCUGGGAGUCGACAACAUCAUGCUUUCGACCACUGACAAUGGCCACCCCGCCUUGAUCGUGAAUCCGAGGGUAGGUCAUAAUCCCAAGUUGCCGUCACCCCAAGAGUGGGCUGAUGAUGAGGUGAAGCUACUCCCUCUCGCCAGGAAGCAAUACACGGUGCAUACAUCUCUCAUGACCUCGUCUCACGAUCUUGAGGUCGAACACCAAUAUGUUAGCGGAGGUGUAGAUAGCAAACUUCCCUCGCGAGGACCGCUGGCGAGUGUGACUCCAAGACUAUUUUACCCCAAGAAGAUCAACCCGACUAUCCGGAAUCUCUUGAGUGCCACUGCCCUUAAUCAUGAAAUGUUUGCAGCUUGGGGGAGUCGAACCCCUAUUACCAAGGACUUCUGGAUUGAGACACCAAGUGCACCUCGGCAAUUUCAUGUGGGAGUUCGCAUGCGUUACAUCAAGUGCAUGACGCAUGGAGAGGGGAAACGAGUUCACAACAUCCAGUUCUAUGGGUCGGCAGGACUGUUUUCUCCCGAGCUUCCUGUAGCACUCCUUUUGAAGAUUCCCUCUCGAAUCCUGCGGUUGCUGCUCCUGAAGAUGGCCUCCUCAUCCGAGACAACGGGGAAUGUGUGGCACAUGACGAAGGCGCAGCUCAUCUCGAAGGCGAUGGGCAUGGGGAUCACGAUCCACCAAUCUUGGAGUGUGGGCGAAAUUCGCCAGCUUAUCCAGGAGAAGAAGAAGGCCAUGGGCGAGAUCUCAGAGGUCCCGAAAGGGUUGGCAUCAAUGAACAAAGCCCAACUCCUAGAGCAGUGCCGGUUGUUGGAAAUCGAGGUGCCCGAGAAGGCGACGAAUGGCCACUUGACCCUCCUCAUCCGGGACUGUUGCACCAGGAACAAAGGGGAUGCGGUGGUGAGUUUCGGGCGACACCGCGGCAAGUUGUUCCGGGAAGUACCCCAGAGUUAUCUUCGCUGGGCUUUGGCAGAGGUAAAGGAGCGGGGCCCGGAAGGGUCCAGCCCGGACUUAGUGAGCCUGAGCAGGUUCGCGGCGCAAGUCCUCCAGGAGGUUCCCGAGGUGAACAACAAGGAUCCGGAAAUGAACUCCAUGGUGCCAGUGCCGCAGGACGUGGAGUCGGUGGUGAGCUGGGGAUCCGAGGGGUGGAGCGAGUUGUCUCCCGAGGCCCGGAAGCUCAACAGCCAGGCGAACUCAAGGCAGGUGUCGAUGGCUGCGCCGAAGAGCGCUAUGCGGUCCCCAUCGGUGAAGCGAACCACGGAUCAUCAGGGCGAGCCCGGGAAGGCGAUGAUGAAUCAAGAUGUGCCUCCAGAGGUGAAAAAGGAGAUCGACGAGCUGAUGGCGAAGGUGGCAUCGCUAAAGGAUGAAGACCUUCAGAGCGAACCGGAUUUCGAGGUUAAGACCCAGGAGAUCCAUGUCCUCCCCGGGGUACGUGAUGUGGAGAUUGCGUCAGGGGAAGUCUUCUAUGAAUGCCGAAACGGCGACUUCAGUACAGAUGCUGGAGUCACCAAAGUCUCUAGCGAACAUCGUGCGCGAGACCUUCUUCGCAGAAAAGACUUCAGCUUCGAAGCAUGUGAAGGGCUCCUCAUUGACGUGUGUGAACACUGCCAGGCUAGUAGAAAGCGCAAGAUCAUGGAUGGCACGUGCAGUGUGGCCUUCGGGGCCUACUCCCAUGGGAACCACUAUGGGGUGAUCCGGCGCACGUAUCAGCAUUGGUACGUGACGAAGUAUGUGAAUGCCUUCAUGCGUUUCCAUGGUGCCAAGGGUCAGUGGAGUAGUGUGCAGUUGUGUUUCAAUUGUCAUGUCGGUCCUCAUAAAGACGUUCACAACCUCGGGGACAAUUGGACUAUUUCCUUUGGGGACUUUGAGGGCGGACGUCUUUGGCUAGAACACAACGACCCAACCAAGGUUCCAGACGCCAUUGAGUCCCGCGAGGCGAUCCUUGCCGACGGCUCCAAGGCGAUCGGAUGCUUGGUGGAUACAAGACAUAACAUGUACAAGUUCUGUCCCAAGCGAAAACAUGCCGUAGAACAAUGGACAGGGAAUCGUUGCAGCAUCAUCGCCUAUGUCACUCGUGGGAUUGGUGAGCUUAGCAGGCCCGAACGUGAUGUUCUCAGGAGCUCCGGUUUCCCUUUGGGCAGAAGUGAAGGUGCAUGUGCUUGGGAGAAAGAGCAUGAGACGAGGCCGAAGAAGAGCAUUAGGAAGAACGUUUGGAAGGGAGCUCGAAGGGCAAGUUCGCUCCUCACUCUCAGUCUCGCAGCGGCAUCGUCGUUCAUCUCAGAGAAUAUACCCUUUGGAAAACCACCGCAUCAGGCAUGCCUCUUCGAGAUCGGCGGCAAUGAGUUGACGCUGGACAUGAUCGAGGCGGGUUUUCAGGCCAUCGAACCUCUCAGUUGGGGCGACUAUGUUGAUACUAACCAUGCUCUGAAAGUGACUGACGUGAUCAACAAUCUUAAGCCCAAUGUCGUUUGGUUUCAAGGUUGUGAUGAGAGCAACAAUUUCAUUGAGCAGAUCGUGGCCACUGCCGGACAGCAGCUAGAACAUGGCGGUUCUGUUGUAUACCAUGCCGACAAGAACGAUCAUGUCUGGGAGAAUAGGAUCAUGAAAUGCUUCAUGAAUGAGAACGCUCAUCUUCUAGAAGACCAAGGUGAAGCGUGGCUUCUUCGUGUAGGGGGAGUACUUCAUGAUACCGGAGAUUCAGGCGGAGAAUGCGGCAAUCUUGAACAUGAGGCGCAUGUUGUAUCCCACGAUGAUAAGAAAGAUCGACACGAACCCUUAGGUGCAUCAGCUAUUCACUUCAACAAGAAUGUGCCGAAGCAUGUCCAGGCCGCAUUGACCAGACUACAUCAGAACCUAGGGCACCCAAAGAUCACUGACCUAGUUCGUCAUUUGAGGUUCGCCGGUGCUGACGACGAGGUGAUCAAGGCCUGCAAAGGGAUGCGAUGCGAAGUUUGCGAUCGAAACCAGAGGACCGGGAGCGCUAGACCGGGGGUGCUACCUUCACUUCUAGACAUGAACCAAGUGGUCAGUGUCGAUGUCUUUUCGGUCUUCGACUCGGAUCGUGUGCGGCAUGAGUUUCUCUCAAUCAUUGACCACGCCACUACAUUUCACUUGGUGUGCGAGCUUGAGGGUCACUCCGGCGAGGAUUUCUGUAGGCAGUUCACCCAACUCUGGGGAAACGUUUUCGGGGCUCCUGGGACGAUUUCAGCGGACUUAGAGAGCGGGCUCCAGCUUGGAGUUUCCAAGUACGCGGAGUUCCACGGGUGCCGGGUGAGAUCCUCAGCUGGACAAGCACACUGGCAACAAGGGGUAAUCGAGAGACACGGUUACUGGUACCAGGAGAUACUCCAGAGGGUCAUUGAUGAGAAGUCCAUCACGAGUGACGACAUGUACAUGGCGGUCCAGGCGGUGAACAGCGCUAAGAAUGAACUUCGACGUAGACAUGGUUUCUCCCCUACACAAGCCGUAUUCGGUAAAGACCCCAGAGCACCCGAAGAACUAGAGUCCGGAGUUGACGAGGAGAGAUUCAUCGAGAUCAUGUCCGGUGACCAACGUCGACAACGUGAAGUUAGCAUCAGAGCCUCGGCACGCAUGGCAUUCUUCAGAACUCAGAUCGACUCGAAAUUUCGCAGAGGGAUGAUCCAGAGAGCGCGUGUCAAGAGAGGCGGUUAUGCGGUCGGAGAGCUUGUAUGUUUCUAUAGGAUCGAGAAGAUUGCUACAAAACGUGGGCAAUGGCGGGGACCGGGCACCAUCAUUGGCCACGAAGGCGGCAACUGGUGGGUGUCGUUCGGGGGACGUUGUCACUUGGUUGCCGAAGAACACUUGAGGCCGGCUACCUCUGAAGAGCUCGGAGAGCUCUUCUCCACCAGGAUUGUGAGGGACGAUUUGGAGAAACUCCUCGAGUUGGAUCCUGAUGACCCCGACACAUACCAACCCCCUGAUGAAGAGAUCCCAGAGUUUGAAGAUCCGUUCCAGGAGUUCCCAAACAACGACCUCGAGGACAUGGACUACGAGCCCAGUCUCCCCGAGGAAGAUGGACAGGACAUGGUUGUUGAUGACGAUGUUCGGGGUGCUAAGCGUGACGGUGACCCUUCUGAUGUGCCUCCUGUUGUUUCUAGACGGGUUCGAAGAAAGGGCCAGGGAGUUCGUGUCCAUUCAGCCAACAUGUUGAAGCGGUGCCAAACGGAGCGAGCCCUCGAAAAGCAGCUCGAAAAGGAGAUACCUUGGAAGUUGGUGCCUCCGGAAGAACAUGCUGCAUUUCGUGCCGCGGAACUAAAACAGAUGAAAGAGCACUAUGAACAUGAUGCACUGGAACCUCUUUCGGUCGAAGAAUCCGCCGAGGUGAACGAUCGUGUACACAGCAGCAGGAUCCUCUCUUCGAGAUUCGCAUAUCGAGAUAAACAUUGGAGUCGUCGGAAGAUCGAUGCGAGUGUUCCUUGGAAACACAAAGCACGCUUAGUAGUCUCAGGACACAGAGACCCAGACAUCCAACACCUUGAGACGGAUGCUCCCACCAUCGGGCGCCUCACAGUUCUCACUUUGCUGCAGAUAGUAGCCAGUCGUCGUUCGAAGUUAGGAUGGAUGGCAUCAGCUGGAGACAUCACGGCGGCAUUCUUGAACGGAGACCCGUUGGAGAGGGAACUGUAUCUUCGUCAGCCUAGAGGUGGUGUGGAAGGUCUUCUACCAGAACAGCUUUUCAGGGUGAAGAAAGGGAUAUUCGGGCUACCCGACUCGCCUAGGAAGUGGUGGCGGAGAUUGAGGCGAGAUAUGCUGAGCAUCAAGAUCGAUUUCCAAGGACUGACUCUUCGGUUCACACAAUGCCCCUUGGAUCCAUGUCUAUUUCAGCUGUGCGAUCCCGAAUCUGGCAAACCACUCGCUUAUGUCGGGGUUCAUGUCGAUGAUCUCUUAACGGUAGGCCCUAGAGACCUUGUGGGCUGUAUCAAGAGCUCGCUGUCUGCAGUGUUUCCAGUGGACGACUGGGAAGACGACAUGUUUGAGUAUAUCGGAUCUCACGUCAAGGUCAGCGAAGAGGGCGUCUUUGUGGGUCAGGAGUCUUAUGCUAGUUCCAGGUUAUUCGAAGUUGAAGUACAGAAGGGUCAAGAUGAACUGGAACAAGCAACAGAGGCGCAAAGGGUCGACAACCAAUCCCUUAUUGGUGCCUUGUCUUGGUUGAGUGCACAAUCGAGACCAGAUCUUCAGUGCAGUGUGUCACUUGCGCAACAACUCCAGAAAACCCCGACGGUUGAGGAUAUCAAGUUCACCAAUAAGAUCGCAAAGAGAGCUUGGGAGCACAGGGAUAAGGGGAUCUGGCUUCGUCCACUUGACUUGUCAUCCUUGGAAUACUUAGUCUAUCACGACUCUGCCUGGGCUAAUGCACUGUUGGAAGGGGAAGAGCACUUUAUUCUGAGUCCCGAAGAUCAUGAAAAGGGGACUAUGAAGGAAGGCCCCUUCGACAGGAAGGCACGAAAAGCCAAGAAGGAGAAUUCCAAGGUUGCUAGCCAAAUGGGCAUCCUCAUUGCCCUCGUUGAUGCGAACGGCUUCAAAAGUGGAGGCGGCGAGGCUAGCAUCAUCGAUUGGAAAUCUACGGCUAAUCCUAGGGUAUGCCGAUCAACCUUCGCUGCCGAGACCACUGCCUGUUCUGAAGCCGUGGAGAUGGGCCAGUAUGUCCGCUCAUUCGUGGAAUCAGUGCUACACGGAAGCCUGAAGAAGAUUAACGAUGUUGCGGGAUCCAAGCUCAGAUGCCUGACAGAUUGCAAAUCCCUCUAUGAUCAUCUUCACCGUGAAGGAGUACCGCGGGUUCCGUCAGACAAACGCCUGGCUAUAGACCUAGCUGCUCUUAGACAAACAUUCGACCUGGAGCGCGUCCGGGAUAGAAUUCCUCUUUAUUGGGUGCCAACCGAGUUCCAACUUGCCGAUAUCUUGACUAAGCCGAAAAGUCCGGAUGGCUGGUGGGACACAAUUUGCAGUUGCAUCCGAUUACCCUUCGUCAAGAGAGUAGGCGAAACCUCCGAAUAG